This is a messenger RNA of Zygosaccharomyces rouxii, 225 nucleotides long. RefSeq lists its product as uncharacterized. The transcript has a single exon. The record is from RefSeq and is a predicted model, not a curated record. NCBI's taxonomy places the organism in Eukaryota, Fungi, Ascomycota, Saccharomycetes, Saccharomycetales, Saccharomycetaceae. The coding region runs from base 1 to 225 and encodes 74 amino acids.
AUGCCAUUGAGGAAGGGACCGUAUGCAAUUAGGAAAUUAGAGAGAGAUCAUUUUGUCAAUAUACGACAAUCCUUCGAUUCUUUCACUACGAUUCAACCCGUAAAACGUACUAGUUCUCGACCCCCCAAAUCCAACUUGUGUGUCUUGCAAUUCGCUAUAUGGACCCGAGUUCAAUUAUCUAGGGUAAUGUCGCGUAUUCAACAAGUAUAUAAAGAAAGCCAGUGA